Molecule: messenger RNA, 322 nt
Organism: Racocetra persica
Lineage: Eukaryota; Fungi; Glomeromycota; Glomeromycetes; Diversisporales; Gigasporaceae
Source: the annotation of a GenBank genome assembly
UACCAUCAUUGAUACAACUUUUAUAAAUCGGCAUUUAGAUGAGUUGCUUAAUGAUACAGAUUAUAAAGGUUUUCCUGUAGUCAACAAUGUAAAGAAUAUGCUGCUUACUGGAUAUAUAUCACGUUCAGAAUUGCGAUAUGCAAUGGAUAAAGCAAAAAAGAAGUCGGGAAUUUCAUUAAUGAGUCCCUGCUAUUUCUCUAGCAAUCUUCCAAUACUUGGUUCAACUGCUUUCAUCGAUUUUAGACCAUGGGUGGAUCAGACACCAAUUACUAUAUCUCCCAAGUUUCCAAUGGAAAUGACGAUAGAAUUGUUUAGAAAAAUG